Messenger RNA from Colletotrichum higginsianum IMI 349063, 651 nucleotides. Its product is annotated as Fungal cellulose binding domain-containing protein. NCBI's taxonomy places the organism in Eukaryota, Fungi, Ascomycota, Sordariomycetes, Glomerellales, Glomerellaceae. The record is from RefSeq and is a predicted model, not a curated record. Bases 1 to 651 code for a protein of 216 amino acids. The transcript is spliced from 5 exons.
AUGAAGUUUAUCAUUGUAGUCUCCCUGGCUCUUUACGCCUCGGCUCAUUACGCCUUCCCGUCUGUCACUUACAACGGGAAGACCACGCAAGACUGGGAAGUCAUCCGAAAGACGGCAAACUUCCAGUCCAGCGGACCUGUCACCGAUGUCACCAGUUCACAGAUGACGUGCUACCAGCUAGCGCCUGGCAGCCAAGGAGCUAAGGUUCUGGAUGUUACGGCUGGGUCUACUCUUGCUUACAACGUCAGAGCCUCCAUCUCUCACCCCGGCCCAGUCAACUUCUACAUGGCCAAAGCACCGGCUGGAACCAGCAUCACGAACUGGGACGGCUCUGGCAGGAAUUGGUUCAAGAUUUACAACGAUGGGCCGACGGUCGGUCCUGGUGGUUUGGCCUGGCCAACGAACGGCAAGACGACCAUCAACGUCCAUAUCCCCAAAUGUCUCGCGGAUGGCGAGUACUUUCUUCGCGUCGAGAACGUUGCCCUGCAUGGCGCCAGCAGUCCUGGUGGUGCCCAGCUGUACAUCUCCUGCGCUCAGCUUCGCGUCAGCGGGGGGACGGGCAUGUAUAAACCCAACCUCAUGUCGUUCCCUGGGGCAUACAGCGCGAACGAUCCUGGCUUGGUGGUGGUGCACCUCUGGCUUGCUGAGUAG